Micromonas pusilla CCMP1545 is the source of this 915-nucleotide messenger RNA. RefSeq lists its product as uncharacterized. Gene Ontology annotation, cellular component: mitochondrion. The annotation marks the transcript as partial. Gene Ontology annotation, molecular function: thiosulfate-cyanide sulfurtransferase activity. NCBI's taxonomy places the organism in Eukaryota, Viridiplantae, Chlorophyta, Mamiellophyceae, Mamiellales, Mamiellaceae. The record is from RefSeq and is a predicted model, not a curated record. The transcript has a single exon.
GUCGUCACCCCCGCGUGGCUCGCUUCAAACACGGAUCGCGACGAUGUCAAAGUCUUAGACUGCUCGUGGUACCUCCCCAACGCCGGGCGGGACGGCGUCGCGGAGCACGCGAGCGGCCCAAGGGUCUCGAACGCGCGAUACUUCGACGUGGAUGAGAUAUCGGAUAGGUCCUCACCUCUACCGCACAUGAUGCCGUCGUCCACGCAAUUCGCAGCCGCGUGCGACGCGCUCGGGAUAAAGAACUCCGAUGUUGUGGUGUGCUAUGACGGCGCAGGGCUGUUCAGCGCCGCGCGGGGAUGGUUCAUGUUCCGGGCUUUCGGGCACGAAAAUGUCGCCGUUCUUGACGGCGGCGCCCCUGCAUACGAAAAAGCGGGAUAUCCUAUGGAUGUUGACGUCAUUGAGGACAUGGCUUUCGUCAGUGCGGCGACGAUUGCGUCGGACGCCGUCGCGAACGCGGGAACGACCGUCACGAGCACCGCGUAUAAACCGUCACAAACGCCAGUCGCCGCGGGGUUCGUGUUCACGAAAGAUGAUGUCCUAACGCGGUGCAUCCCACGCUCGGAUGCGUUCUCGUCGGAACCAGCAGAAUUCACGCUCGUGGACGCGCGUCCUAGGGCACGGUGGGCGGGGGAAAAGCCGGAACCGAGGCCAGGGGUUAGAAAAGGGCGCGUCCCGUCGUCGAAGUGCGUCCCGUUCGUUUCACUUUUGAACGACGAUGGAACGUUCAAAUCAAAGAAAUCGAUCAUCAAUAUGUUCGGCGCCUCGGGCGUGGACAUAUUAAACGAGCCUGUUGUUUUUAGCUGUGGAACGGGCGUGACAGCGUGUGUCUUAGCUCUUGGUGCCGCCAUUGCCGGUCGGUCUAGGGACAUGGUGACCCCCUUGUACGACGGGUCGUGGUCCGAAUGGGGUUCGGAA